Messenger RNA from Carassius carassius (crucian carp), 2935 nucleotides. RefSeq names its product striatin, calmodulin binding protein 3 (gene strn3). Gene Ontology annotation, molecular function: armadillo repeat domain binding; calmodulin binding; protein phosphatase 2A binding. Bases 282 to 2405 code for a protein of 707 amino acids. The transcript is spliced from 16 exons. The record is from RefSeq and is a predicted model, not a curated record. Gene Ontology annotation, cellular component: dendrite. NCBI's taxonomy places the organism in Eukaryota, Metazoa, Chordata, Actinopteri, Cypriniformes, Cyprinidae.
GAUGACUCGAGACAGCGCAGGGUUGGGUGAACGCGUCCCAUCAUGCAGCGCGCCACAGUCCUCCCUCGCUCACACCCGCAGUAGGAGACUCACAUCCAGGGAUCGGACUAAUGGCGGCCGGCAAAUCCGUGCGCUGACACGAAAUCCACAACAGCCGCUCAGGUGCCAGCCGAUUUCGUGGAGGGGGCAGGGCGACGUCGCAACGCUGCACGAACGGUAAAGAAGGGAGGGCUGAGGGGAAACAAUCGGCGACUUCUAGCAGGACUCUCCUAUUUUUAAACAUGGAUGAAAAUCCCGGCGGAGGAGGAGGAGGAGGAAUGGCCGCCCAGAAACAGCAGCAGCAGCAGGGCAACAGCAGCAUGAAUCCCCAGAUCUCCGGCUCUGGAGGAGCGCCUAUGGUCCAGCAACAGCAAGACGAGAUGCCCAGGCCCCAGCAGUACACGAUCCCGGGGAUCUUACACUACAUCCAGCACGAAUGGGCCCGUUUCGAGAUGGAAAGGGCGCAUUGGGAAGUAGAGAGGGCCGAGCUCCAGGCCCGAAUAGCGUUCCUCCAAGGAGAAAGGAAAGGUCAAGAAAAUUUAAAGAAUGAUCUUGUUAGAAGAAUAAAAAUGUUAGAAUAUGCAUUAAAGCAAGAAAGAGCAAAAUACCAUAAAUUAAAAUAUGGGACAGAACUAAAUCAAGGUGAAGUGAAAAUGCCUAGCUUUGAAUCAGAUACCAAAGAUACAGAGGUCUCGGCUGUACCUCAGAACAGCCAGUUAACGUGGAAACAGGGCAGGCAACUCCUCAGACAAUAUCUUCAGGAAGUAGGUUAUACGGACACAAUACUGGAUGUCCGGUCGCAGAGAGUGCGGUCGUUACUGGGACUGUCCGGCUCAGAGCAGAACGGUUCUGUGGAAACCAAGAACCUAGAGCAAAUUCUCAAUGGAGGAGAGUCUCCAGCCAAAAGAAAGGGACAAGACAUGAAAAGGAAUCCAGAGGUUCUGGAGACAUUUAAUUUUUUAGAAAAUGCUGAUGAUAGUGAUGAAGAGGAAGAAGAUGAGGGCGACAUAAUGGAGGACGUGCCUGACAGGAGUGAUAAACGUAGAAUAAAAAAACAUAAAAUUAAGGUCGGAAAUGAAGGUUUGGCUUCAGACUUACCGGAUGACCCUGACACAGAGGAGGCACUCAAGGAGUUUGACUUCUUGGUAAACGCGGAGGACGGAGAAGGUGCCGGAGAGGCUCGCAGUUCAGGAGACGGCACAGAGUGGGCUGAGCCUCUGCCAUUCACGCCUGGUGGGGGCAAGUCCUAUAUCAUGGGCUCUGAUGAGAUGUUGGAAAGUGUGCUGGGCCUGGGAGACCUCGCAGAUCUGACUGUGUCCAAUGACGAGGCUGAAUACAGCUAUGAUCUGCCAGCCAAUAAGGAUGCGUUCAGGAAGACAUGGAAUCCCAAAUAUACCCUGCGAAGCCACUUUGAUGGAGUGCGGGCCUUGGCCUUCCAUCCUGUGGAACCGGUGUUGGUCACCGUCUCGGAAGACCACACCCUCAAACUGUGGAACCUCCAGAAGACAGUUCCUGCCAAAAAAAGUGCCUCUUUUGAUGUGGAGCCCAUAUACACGUUUAGAGGGCAUAUUGGGCCUGUGCUCUCAUUGGUUGUGAGCUCCAGCGGCGAGCAGUGUUUUAGUGGUGGAAUCGAUUCAACAAUUCAGUGGUGGAACAUCCCCAGCUCUAACGUAGACCCAUACGACACAUAUGACCCCAGCGUGUUGGCUGGUACAUUGUUGGGUCACAGUGACGCGGUGUGGGGAUUGGCUUACAGUGGAAUCAAAGAGCGACUGCUGUCCUGUUCAGCUGAUGGGACGAUCAAGCUGUGGAACCCUCAGGGGAAGUCACCGUGUCUCAGCACAUUUAACUCAGAUAGAGAUCAUGGUGUUCCCACAUCAAUUGAUUUCAAUGGGUGUGAUCCAGCUCACAUGGUGGCAUCCUACAACACGGGAGAUGUUGUCAUUUAUGAUCUAGAGACAUCGCAGCCCGUCAUGGUAUUCUCCGCACAGGGCGAGAGUGCUAUUCCUUUUGGGAAUCACAUUAAUAAAGUGGUCACCCACCCCACCCUGCCAAUCACAGUCACCGCUCACGAGGAUAGACACAUCAAAUUCUUUGAUAAUAAAUCAGGUAAAGCCAUUCAUGCAAUGGUGGCUCACUUGGAUGCUGUUACUAGUCUGGCUAUAGAUCCAAAUGGCAUCUACUUGAUGUCAGGAAGUCAUGAUAGUUCCAUCCGCUUGUGGAACAUGGACAGCAAGACAUGCGUACAAGAGGUUACUGCACACAGGAAAAAGUCGGACGAGGCCAUUUAUGACGUUGCCUUCCACCCAUCUAAGGCAUACAUAGGAAGUGCCGGAGCCGAUGCCCUGGCCAAAGUGUUUGUAUAAAAGCACGUCUGAGUUAAUGCAUAUGAAAAGACGGGAGAAAGAAAGGACUGCUUCACUGCCUUGUAUAACAAGAGUAGCAUUUCUCACACUACAUUGAAGUGGCUUCCACCUACGCUAUCAAACUCACACCACACACACGAUACCAGGUGCCAAGAGGGGGACGUGCCGUUUUUUUGCGAAGCCAGUGUGGAGUGCUCAAUCAGUUUUAAUCUCUUUUUUGUUUUCUUCAAAAAAAGAAAAAAAUAACUAUAAUUACUGUAAAUCAAAGCUGGAGUGAAACCAGUUUUUGUAGCCUUUUGACUGGUUUUGAACUGAGCUGAUAAUGUGUCCUGUAGGUAUGUUUCAGUGACCAUGGAGUGGUUAUCAUGUUCAUCCAUCAGUAGGUUGUCACCGACCAUCAUCCGGGCACCAAAGGAACUGAGUCCCGCCCCCUGCCGAGCCAUAAACCACACACUUAUCUCAGUCACCCUCCUCAUCCUAAUGUAACGCAAGCAAAUACAGUUAAAUACAGUCAAACCUUCAUACCUUUA